Malassezia sympodialis ATCC 42132 is the source of this 1497-nucleotide messenger RNA. RefSeq lists its product as uncharacterized. Lineage: Eukaryota; Fungi; Basidiomycota; Malasseziomycetes; Malasseziales; Malasseziaceae. The record is from RefSeq and is a predicted model, not a curated record.
AUGGUAUUCCUGCAAGCGCUCUGGCGCACUCUCUGGCAGGUCUGGAUCGAACCCUUUUUGAUUUUCGUGCAUCUGUACGAACCGGCGGACCGUACAUACGGCCGCUGUGAUGUCCCGUUCAGCAAGAUGGAAUUGCGUCUGCACGAAAAUCCCGAUGUGACGGUAUCGUUCUACAAGACCAUGAUGCCGAAUGGCAAGGACUUUGUGUGGUACCAGGUUUGGGAAGAUAAGCUUGCACAACGCUCGACGGGGCGAUUGGCGGACAUGGUUUUCUGCCAUGGCACGGGUGUACACUCAGGUACGCUGGCGAGCCACUCGCGACGCUAUUUGGAUGCGGGCUACCGUCUCAUUGUACCAGAUCUUCCGUCGCACGGCUAUUCGACAGGUUUGCACGUGUACCAGGCUAGGAUGCGAGGGUACACGGAUGGUGUGCGCCAAGUGAUCCACGAUGUUGCGCGACGUGACGACGAGUUGCAGGGCCACAAGACGCCCAAGCAGAACCGCCGUCGCACCUUCCUACUGGGUCUGUCGUUUGGUGGUCUAGUGGCCACGCUAUACCCGGUAUACUAUCCGGCGGCUAGCCGCGAGGACACGACUGACAUGGACGAGAUUCCGAUUGAUGGUGUGAUUGGCGUGGGUCCCCUUAUCGACUACAACCCGAAGGAUGUCAAGGUGGGCCCUUUUGUCCGCCUGCUUACUGUGAUCACUCGCUUUCUGUACGCCGAGCGUCUGGAGCUGUAUGUGCCGCACAAAAAGGCGGUCGACAGGGACCCUAAGGUCUACAAGCAGCUGAUUGACUCGGACCCCCGCAGUCACCGCGGCUCGUUCCGUGUGGGUCACCUGUUCUGCUUGCGCUACGGCAUUGCCGAUGUGCAGGACAUGACGUAUAAUUUUAAGGUGCCCGUGUACAUCCAGCAUGGUCUCCAGGACCGUGUUGUGUCCGUUCAGUCGUCGGUGAUGUGGCUUCAAAAGGUGCAUUCGACGGACGUGACGAUGACGGUGUACCCCGUGUGCCAGCACGUUAUCUACCGCAAGGCCAAGUCCGAGGAGGAGGACUUGGCUGGCCGUGUGUGUGUGCUGGAGGACAACGUCAGGUGGAUGAAUGAGCGUUGCCCUGGUAGUGGUCACAUUGACCGUGGCAUGUCGUUCUCGUCCGAUUACACAACCGACGGUGAGCAGAUCCAACGCGCUCCGUCGUUCUCGCUGUCAUCUGGUCUCAUGACGCCAAGUGAGCUGGCUCUCAAUGCGCUGUCGCAGAACAAUGAGGAGCGUGUGGCCGACACGAUGCAGACACUCUCCGACAAACUGGACUCGAUUCAGCAGAACGAGACUGCGACGUCGACGGCGCUGCCAGAUUCUGGCGCACAGCUGUCUCAGCGCCAGGUGCGCAAAACCAUGCAAGUUUCGGGCCCUAACAAUUCUGUCGAGCGCCGUAUCUACCGCGAAAACUGGACGCUGCCUGAGGAGAUGCGCCCGUACGACCUGGUCAUCCAGUAG